Molecule: messenger RNA, 1185 nt
Organism: Zymoseptoria tritici IPO323
Lineage: Eukaryota; Fungi; Ascomycota; Dothideomycetes; Mycosphaerellales; Mycosphaerellaceae
Exons: 2
Coding region: 1-1185 (394 amino acids)
Cellular component (GO): nucleus
Molecular function (GO): nucleic acid binding; exonuclease activity
Source: RefSeq, a predicted model, not a curated record
AUGUCAAUCACCACGGCCACUUCCAACGAGGUCCUCCGUGGUUCCAAUGGUCGUCUUCAAUUUGGCGCACCACCAAAAACUGGCGCUACGCGCGGUCUUCAAGUCGAACCAAACUGGGCUGCCAUCAUACGCUUCCUCGCCCUCGACGUUGAAUUUGCGCAAGUGCUUUACAACGGCGCCCACAACUACAAGCAGCGUCCUGGACGCGUGUCUAUCGUCAACAAAGCCGGUGUCGUCAUCUACGAUGUAUUUGUUCACUUCGACGACGAACCCGAGGUUCUCGAUGUGACAUUGCCUGAUGCCUGGAGGAAAUUUGGAGUCUACGACAACGACAUUUUGGCAUCACACGGCGCCCGACCGAUCGCUGAAGUGGAGGAUUACGUGUACUACAUCAUCCGGCACUCCACCGUGAUCUGUCACGCGAUCAAGGGGGACUGGGACUGCUUCUCCGACUGGGUUCACGAUCAAGUCCCUACCCGCGAUACGCAGCAAUUGCCAGAGUACAAGCAGCACGGCAAGGCUCCGCAGUUCAACCCGAAACUGUCAACUCUGGCCGAGAAGGUGUUGGAGCGCGUGAUUCAGAAGGGCGAUCACAGCAGUGUGGAGGAUGCAAAGACAACCAUGGACCUUUACAAUCUUCGUGAAGCCGAAUUCGAGGCAACGCAGGGUUCUCGACCCUGCCCAGUGAAGGAGAAGAGUGCGACGAUUACUGCGCCGAAAACACCGACCACCACUUCAACAAGUUCCGGAUCCCCAGAAUCCUCAGAUACUCCACCAACAGAACUCAUCUCCCCAAUGCUUGCUCUCGCCUCGGCAUCUGAGCCACCAACUCCAGACGCGCUGGCGGAGGCUAUCGCAGCCAUCGAUCUUGUUGCCAAGCCGCACGCUCACAAUAUCACCAAGAUCACAAAGACUAACCAAGGUUCCGGGGAGUAUGACGAAGCAACCAAGCCACAACCCAUUGUGGAAGCGACCAAGGCGACCUCUGAGGUCGCUCUAAAGCUGAUGGGCAAGGUUACAGGAGUCCGUCCAUCGGCGGACAAGCCCUCAUGGGCGAGAACGGCCGCCGGCAAGGCCGUGCACACCGCUCAACCAGUCUUGUCUAAGGGAAUCUCCACUCAGGUUCAAACCGCUGAGCCACCAGUGCUCAAGGUUUCGUGGGCGCAGGUUGCAGGCCGCAAGUGA